UCUCUUCCCAUUACAAACCCUAAUAUCGAAAUCUCAAGAAAAAACAACUUUCCAAGAUCCUUUCAAGACUAUAUGUUUCCUUCUCAAGAACCAAAUCACAGUAACUCGACCGGACAUGAUUUGAUAGUUCAGUGUCAUGAUGACGGUCUCAUGGGAGCUGGCGUAAAUCCCACCACAUCGACAAGCAACGGAAGGCCGAGGCUGAGGCCGGCCCCAUCUAGGGUUCAUGAAGAAGAGACGAAUAUUGGAGUUAUUAAUGUAAGAAAAUAUGUGCAUAGGGAAAAUGAGAGGCAAAGGAGGCAAGAAAUGGCUAAUCUUUGCGGCUCUCUUCGAACCCUUCUUCCUCCUGAAUACAUCACGAAGGGCAAGCGAUCGAUGCCGGAUCUGAUGCAGCAGGCUGCCAACUACAUAAAAUACAUGCGGAAAAACAUACAACAAUUGAAAACCCGGAAAGAUGAGCUGAUCAUGAGGAAAGGAGUGAAUUCGGACAACAUUAGUCGAGAAAACCUGCCUAAUAAUUGUGUCAGAGUAAAUCCUUGUCCUGGUGGAGUGGAGAUUCUGAUCGACACUAGCUUUGAAGACGGACAAGGGUUUCCUCUUUCAAGAGUACUCAAAGAAUUGCGUCAAACAGGGUUGGAUGUUGUCAGCUGUGUUUCCACAAGAGCAAAUCAGAAGACACUUCAUAGAAUCCAGUCCGAGGCCAGACGUACUUACAGUUCCGAGGAUCUUGCAGCGCUGCGAGAAAGAUUGAGCCAAUUGCCAAUUCUCUGACUACUACUUGUACGUACGUAGACCAUGCAUUGUAAUAUAUUUUCUCC
Sesamum indicum (sesame) is the source of this 818-nucleotide messenger RNA. Lineage: Eukaryota; Viridiplantae; Streptophyta; Magnoliopsida; Lamiales; Pedaliaceae. The record is from RefSeq and is a predicted model, not a curated record.